AUGAGUGAACCACCCCGUUUACAGGGACGUAUGCCUUCCCAACAGCAUGAAAUGCCUCCAAUGCCGCCCGGCUUUAAAUUACCACCGGGUGUAGGAAUGGCGCCAAUGCCGCCGGGAAUGAAGCGGCCACCCGGUGGGAUUCCAAUGCCUCCCAACAUGCCGGGCGGGGCCCCACUACCACCGCCAACAGCCCAUCAUCAUCACCAACAUCAACACCAACAGCAUCAAUAUCAACAUCAACAACAUCAUCAGCACCAGUACCAGCAUCAUGAUCAUCAUUACCAUCAUCAACAACAACAACAAAUGCAGGGUGGAGCCCCUCCAGCACCAAUACCUGGAAGCUACUAUCCAACCCCACCAUCCCAUCUCGCUCAACGAUCGGUAGAUGGUAGAGAAGAAAAGUAUCCACAACCUCCCGGUAUGCUACAAGGUGGAAAUGAUAUGUACUCAUCAAGAAAUGAUCGCCGGAUGAUGAUGCCGCCCGGUCCAGAUGCACGAGGAUAUAUGCCAUCAGCAGCCGCACCCCCUUAUCAUCAUGGGCAUUAUGGACCACCAAUGGGUCAUGAUAGUGACCGUCGAGGAGGGGCAUCUCAUCAUAGAAGUCGUCGGGAUGAUGAGGUACGUCAACCAACGAAUACGGUCUGGGUAGGAAAUCUUGAUCCAUAUGAACAUACAGAAGAGGUUUUGAGACAAGAAUUUCGUGAAUUUGGUAAGGUCAUUCGUAUUGCAAAAGUUCCUGAACAAAGUUACUGUUUUGUGCAUUUUCGACAUGUUGAGGAGGCGCGUAAUGCUGUGGAGACACUCAGUGCAAGAGGAACACUUGGUAGGGCAAGAUUUAACUAUGGGAAAAUGUUUGAAUAUUCACAGGAUGAAAUGGAUGUACCUCAUGAGAAUAAUAAUCAUCGACCACCACGUAGAGGACGUGAGGAAGAACGACAAGAAAAUGAAGAGAGAAGACGUCGUCCACGUCGUGAAGAAGAACGUAUGGAACCUACAAAUGUUUUAUGGAUAGGUGAUCUUCCUCCUACAGUUUCAAGUGAAGAACUUAAUGAGAAUUUUAAGGUAUUUGGAAAUAUUACAACUAUUUCUCGUCUAGAUAAUAGGAAUAUGGCUUUUAUUCAUUUUGAAAACGUUGAGAGUUGUACACAGGCUUUAGAUUUAAUGCGUGGUCAAACUAUUGGAGGAGCACGAGUUGUAUUAAAUUAUGGCCGUGCACAACGUAGUCCAGCUGUGGGAGAAGGAGGAGGAAAUACUGAUGGUAUUCCCCCUAAUGAAACCCCUACAAAUGUUGUAUAUCUUGGUCAAUUUGCAUCUGAUGUAACAGAAGAAGAUAUUGAAGAAUUAUUUGAACCAUUUGAAGGUUUUAUUAACUGCAAAUUUAUUCAAUCUAGUGGUAUUGCUUUUGGACAUUUUGAUACUAUUGAUCAUGCUCGGGAUGCUCGUAUAGCACUUAACAAUGCCCUUUUAAAAGGUGCCCCAGUUCGUAUUAGCUUUGGAAAGAGUAAUCAUACAAUGACAAUGGCAGAUCGAAUGCGACGUGGAAGACACAUUCCACUUGGAGCCGAUACUGCAAAUACCGCAGCUUCGGUUGGAGGCAUGGGAGGAGCCAUUUCUCCACUGCCAGCGGGAUCUACACUUGCUAGUACGGGAGGAGCCCUGGUGGCGGGCCCUGGAAUUGCGUCUACGGCCGAUAAUGGAGCGAUGGUGGCAUUACCGGCAAUGGGAGUGAUGGUGGGAACAGCGGCAGUUCCGCAGGCUCCAACGUAUUUCACUAGAGAACGUCCUGUGCCGGAAAUGACAUUAGAGGCUCGUCUACAGUCACUUUUAGGUUCCACAUAUAAUUGUUGUGGAGAGGCAGAGAAAUCACUAAGUCCUAGUGUAAUUCAAACAAUAUGUGAUCUUAUUGAUGAUUGUGUGGAUGAAGAAAGUGAAAAACGAUUAGAUGAGGCAAUAUUUUUAUAUACUCCUCUUAAUGCGGCUCAUGUUUUCGGUAUUUUGGCGAAACGUAUGUAUGAUUACUUCAAUGAUGAUCCUUAUAAAAAACUUUAUAUCUUAUAUGCUGCUACUCGUGUAUUACUUGGGGCAAAGACAGAUUAUUUAUUUUUUACAAAGGCCUCUAUUAAUGCAUAUCUCAUGACUCUUUUCGUUGCGAGUGAAGGACAGACUCCGGCUGGAAAUGAUAUGAUUACAUCUAUUAUAGAAAAUGUACGUCGACAUACUUUUAUUGAACGUCAAAAAUUAGAUGCAGACUUUAUUGAGAUCUUCCGAGAACAACUUGAUGAGAUUCUUAAACGGGUUAAGGUGGAUCAAGACUUAGUUUCACUUUUGUCAAAGAAGAGAAGAAAAUGA
Molecule: messenger RNA, 2349 nt
Organism: Trypanosoma theileri
Lineage: Eukaryota; Euglenozoa; Kinetoplastea; Trypanosomatida; Trypanosomatidae
Product: RNA-binding protein
Exons: 1
Coding region: 1-2349 (782 amino acids)
Molecular function (GO): RNA binding
Source: RefSeq, a predicted model, not a curated record